AUGUUUGAAGUUCCCCAAGCAAAAAGGGUCCGCAGAAAGGAUUUGAAUGUGUCAGAUGAUGGCAGUGAUGAUGGACUUCAGGACGCCGAGUUGCGUGCAAAGCUGCAUGCACAGAUGGCGAAAUCACUGGGCAUGGAUAUUGACAUCGGACCAGUCUCCUCCAGCUCCUUGAAGGAUUCAAAUUCAGGGAACACCAAAAAGACGGACGAUGAUGAAAUGGACGUGGAUCCUAAUGAAGAGCCAGAGGAUGACCAUGAGGAGGCGUUUGUCUUUCGACUUUUCAGCAAAGCCCCAGCGACACAAAAAGUUGUGUUGGAAGAGGAUACUGGGCCAACAGGCACCGGCGUUUUUGUCAGUGGUCGGCCGCUAUCGUACUACAUGGUGACAGAUAUACCAGCACAACGAAAGCAUGAAUACGCCAUGGCCUCGAUCAGCGGAGACGAGGUACUAGCAAGAUCACACAACAGAGCCUGGGGCCUUGAGUUUCCCUGGAAGGUCACAAAACUCACCAUUACUCGAAAGGCUAGCCCGGAUCGAAAGGUGAAGGGAGACGAGGUUAGAGGAAAACGAAAGCCAGGAAAGAAGCAACGUAUAUCACUAAGAAAACGAGCAAAAGAAAAAGAAGAGAAGGAGGCAGCCGAGGCGAAGAAGAUGGCAGACAAGGAGGAGCAGAUUAAGGACAAGAAAAAGAGGAUGAACCGAUUGAAGAAGCUCAGGAAGAGGGCAAAGGCAAAGGGACAGAAACAACCCAAAGGGGAAGAUGGGCACAGCGACGAUUCUGAUGGAGAUUCUGCAGGUUCUGAGUGA
Molecule: messenger RNA, 807 nt
Organism: Fusarium venenatum
Lineage: Eukaryota; Fungi; Ascomycota; Sordariomycetes; Hypocreales; Nectriaceae
Source: RefSeq, a predicted model, not a curated record